GCCGCCGAUUCCUAAGUGCAGGGUCUAAUUUGAUAUUUUUGCCAUUGGCAUUACUUUACAGAAAAUUAAGUUUUGCAAGAAGUGAAAAUUUGCAGAGAAGAGAAGAGUCCAAAAAAAUGCUUCUCUCCCCUCCAGACAGCAUCAGGAAGCUAUGGGAUAGAUGGAAUCUUCGAGGACUCAUUAUUAUCAGUCUCUCACUGCAAGCCUUCUUGAUCAUGUUUGCAUCAUCAAGAAAACGAAGAGGUGGAUGGAAAAUUGUCACGUUUAUCUG
Molecule: messenger RNA, 271 nt
Organism: Rubroshorea leprosula
Lineage: Eukaryota; Viridiplantae; Streptophyta; Magnoliopsida; Malvales; Dipterocarpaceae
Source: the annotation of a GenBank genome assembly